This is a messenger RNA of Erpetoichthys calabaricus (reedfish), 11209 nucleotides long. It is a transcript of the gene cubn, whose product is annotated as cubilin (intrinsic factor-cobalamin receptor). The coding region runs from base 79 to 10977 and encodes 3632 amino acids. NCBI's taxonomy places the organism in Eukaryota, Metazoa, Chordata, Cladistia, Polypteriformes, Polypteridae. The transcript has 67 exons. Gene Ontology annotation, molecular function: calcium ion binding. The record is from RefSeq and is a predicted model, not a curated record.
CCGUCUCAGGUGUGACGCUCUCGUGGAGUGCGGCUCUCAGGCUGGCAUUGUGGUGGCUCUGCUUGGCCACCACUGACGAUGGCCCACGUCGCUUGGCUCUUUGCUCUUUUGUUCUUGUUUUGUGGGCUCAGCUGUGACUCGGACGAGGCUGUGAGAAGCAGAAGGAAGAGGGACGUGUCCAGUGAUCUGCCUCGCCUGGCAACAGACAACGGGAACUUAGUGUUCCACACUGGCAACAGUAAGAACAUCGAGUUCAGGGCAGGACCUUCUGGCCACGUCAAAAUCGGCAACGAGGACCUGACGGAGCUGCUGAAGCAGAUCAAGAAGAAUGAAGAUGACAUCACAUCCAUCAAGAACAGUGGUGGUGGAGUCCCAGCAAACGUCUCCACUCAGAUCAACCAGCUCAACAGCCGGGUGACGUCUCUGGAGAGCAAAGUCCAGAAUCUGGAGCAGGUGGUCCAGCAGCGGUCCUGCACCAGUAAUCCCUGUCAGCAUUCUGGGACCUGUUUGAAUCUGCUGGGUGCUUUUCACUGCAUUUGUCCAGGUAACUGGAAGGGUCUCACCUGCUCGGAGGAUGUCAAUGAAUGUCAGGCGUACGCCGGGACCCCAAUGGCCUGUCAGAAUGGAGGGAACUGCAGGAACACGGACGGGAGCUACAGCUGCGAGUGUACCCCCGAGUGGUACGGACCCCACUGCACUUCCCGCUAUGACGACUGCCAGGGCGGCUCUCAGGCCCUCUGUGAUCACGGCCUCUGCUUUGACUCCGACCGACUGCAGCCUGGGCAGCCCAGCUACAAGUGCAUUUGUGACAGUGGGUGGACGUCACCAGCGGGGACCCCCGCCUGCACGGCCGACAUCGAUGAAUGUAACCUUCCCAACCCCCCUUGCUCGGCCAACCCCCCGGUGCAGUGCUUCAACACCAUCGGCUCCUUCUUUUGUGGCUCCUGUCCUGCAGGUUGGCAAGGAAAUGGUUACUCGUGCCAGGACAUCAAUGAAUGUGAGAGCAACAAUGGCGGCUGUUCGGUUUCUCCCAUGGUCCAGUGUCUGAACACGAUGGGGUCUUUCCAUUGCGGGCCGUGCCCACCAGGCUAUGAAGGGAACGGCAAAGUGUGCACCCAGACGAGCAUCUGCUCCGUCAACAACGGCGGCUGCCACCCGCUGGCAUCGUGUGCACCCAACCCAGAGAGCAGCCUGCCCACCUGUGUGUGCCCACCGGGGUACGCUGGUAAUGGAUACGGACCCUAUGGCUGCACGGCUGUCAGCGACAUUUGCCAGCAUCAUAACCCCUGUGUGCACGGCCAGUGCAUUAGUACGGCGUCCGGAUACCUGUGCACCUGUGACUCCGGCUGGACGGGCAUCAACUGCACAGAGAACAUCAACGAGUGCCUCAGCAACCCCUGCCAGAACGGGGGGCAGUGCAUCGAUGGCAUCAACGGCUACUUCUGCAACUGCACAAGCUCUUGGACGGGGCCGCAGUGUCAGACCCCUCAACAAGUGUGCGGUGGCUACCUAACUGGCCAGUCGGGCACCUUUAGCUACCCCAACACACCAGGUGGUGAGCAGUACGAUCAUCAGGUCAGCUGUGCUUGGGUCAUCCGAACAGAUUCAGACAAGAUCGUCCACAUCACAUUCCCAUACUUCAGCCUGGAGAGCAGCGUCAGCUGCAACUUUGACUUCCUGCAGAUUCACGACGGAGAGUCGGCCUCGAGCCACAUGAUUGGCAAAUACUGCGGCAACACCAGGCCGCCAGACAUCGCCAGCUCCCACAAUUCCUUGUACUUCUGGUUCCGCUCCGACCACUCCGUCAGUGCCGGUGGAUUUACUGUGGCAUGGGACUCGCGGGCACCGGAGUGCGGGGGCGAGCUCACUGCCACAUAUGGCUCCAUUAACUCCCCUGGUUACCCUGGCAACUACCCGCCCAACAGGGACUGCUACUGGACCGUUUCGGUCAGCCCGGGCCUGCUCAUCACGUUUGCCUUUGGGACGCUGAGUCUGGAGCACCACGCCAACUGCAGCUUCGACUACCUGGAGAUUAGGGACGGUCUGCUCCCUGAAGAUGACGUCCUAGGUUUGUACUGCAGUACCGGCUCUCCUGUUCCGCUGAGGACCACCGGACCGUAUGCUUGGAUCCAUUUCCAUUCCGACUUUAGUAUCACUGACAGAGGCUUCCACAUCACCUACACCACCUCGCCAUCGGACCCCGGCUGCGGAGGCACAUUCACAGACAGCGAAGGGAUCCUCAUCUCUCCCAACUGGCCCAAUGCGUACGCCAACAACCGGCAGUGCAUUUACAUCAUCAGACUGCCGGCCAAUGAAGUCGUCUCCCUGAACUUCACCAACCUGGACCUGGAGAGCCACAGCAGCUGCUCUUUUGACUACGUGGAGGUACGUGACGGAUCUUCAGAAACCGAUCCAUUGAUUGGCAAGUACUGUGGAACCAGCGCUCCGCCGCCCAUCACGUCAUCUUCAAACAAGCUGUGGAUCAAAUUCAAGUCCGAUUCUUCGGUGACAAGAGGAGGCUUCAGAGCAAUUUACAAAGUCGCGUGUGGUGGCACCUUGUCUGGCAGCGGUCAGAUCCGAUCUCCUUACCACCCAAACCCUUACCCACACAGCAAGACCUGUGAGUGGGUCAUCACCCAGUCUCCUGGACAGGUGGUCACCUUCAGCUUCGAGUCCUUUGACAUCGAGGGCAGCUCGACUUGCUCCUUCGACUAUGUGGAGCUCAGGGAUGGGACCUCCGUCAGCUCCCCGCUGAUUGGGAAAUACUGUGGCACCCAAAUGCCACCCGCUGCUCAGUCCACCCAGAGGUCCAUGUAUGUCCGCUUUGUUACUGACUCAUCGGUCUCCAAUCACGGCUUCACUGCUCAGUAUGCAGCAAUAAUGGAGCCUUGUGGAGAUGUGCUUACCGCUGAUCAGGGGACAAUCACCAGUCCUGGUCAUCCAACCAGCUACCCUCAUGGAGCCAACUGCACGUGGCUUAUCUCGGUCACUCCUGGCAACAUCAUCCGACUCACCUUCACCUCAUUUAACAUUGAAUUUCACUACAACUGCGCCUAUGACUAUGUUGAAGUUUAUGACAAUGGGACCGUAUCUACUGGAAACAAACUUGGCAGGUACUGUGGAAGAUCUGCCCCUCCAUCGCUCACCAGCACUGACCACGUGAUGACCAUCUUGUUUGUCUCGGACGCGUCGCUGGCUGUUGAGGGAUUUUCUGCUAACUACAUCUCCAUUAAUGCUACCACAGCCUGUGAAGAGACAUUUACAAAUCCUACCGGUCAGCUGACAUCACCCAACUACCCCAACAACUACCCCGUCUACCGAGAGUGCACCUAUCGUAUCAUCGUGAGUGUGAACCGGCAGAUCAUGCUCAACUUCACCGACUUUGCCUUGGAGCCGACGUACCCCAGCUGUCUGUACGACUACGUGGAGAUCAGAGAUGGAGGAUAUGAGACGUCACCUCUGACCAGCCGAUAUUGCGGCACGACCACCCCGCCUAUCAUCAUGUCUCACAGCAACAGACUGUGGAUCAAAUUCCGCUCGGAUAUGACCUCCACCUACAGAGGCUUCAUGGCCCAUUGGGAUGGCACCUUAACAGGUUGUGGUGGGACUCUGACGACGAGUUCCGGAAGCUUCACCUCCCCCAACUACCCCCUGCCGUACCACCCCAACUCCGAGUGCUACUGGAUUCUACAGGCAAGUGGCGGCAGUCAGGAGGAACUUCGCUUUGAAGUCUUCCAUUUGGAGUCGAGCACCAACUGCAAUUACGAUUUCCUGGAGGUGUACAACGGCAACAGCUCCAACUCUCCUCUCUUGGCCAAACUCUGUGGUAAUCAAAUCCCGGCGCCCAUUCGAUCCUCCAGAGAAAAUCUGUACGUCAAGCUGCGGACGGACGCCUCCAUCGGGGCCGGGGGAUUUGUGGCAGUCUACAGUCAAGUCUGUCAAGGAGUCGUCAUCAGGGGUCUCAACAGGGGCGUCUUGGAGAGUCCCAACUACCCGGGUUUGUACCCCCACUCAAAGCACUGCAACUGGACCAUCGAGGCCACCGUCGGGAACACCAUCAACUACACCUUCACGGCCUUCAGCAUGGAGCCCUACUGCAACUACGACUACGUCAAGCUCUACGAUGGUCCAGACUCUCAGUCCACCCUCAUUGGCACCUUUUGUGGCAGCUCCCCUCCACCGCCCAACACAACUACCGGCCGCCAUCUGCACGUUGUCUUUGCCUCGGACCCCUCCGUUUCCCAUCCCGGCUUUCAGAUGCUGUGGUUCCAGAACGGUUGUGGUAGCGAGCUGACCGGACCCCAAGGCUCAUUCAACAGUCCCGGCUUUCCCAACAAGUAUCCCGACAACAAGGAGUGUAUCUGGCACAUUCAGACAGCCGCCCAGAGCAGCGUGCAGCUCACCAUCCAUGAGUUUGACAUCGAGCCUCAUCCUGACUGCAGCUACGAUGUCCUGGAGGUGUAUGGUGGUCCUGAUACGUCCGCUCCAAGGUUGGCCCAGCUGUGCCACCCGAGGCCCCCCGACCAGCCCCUCCAGGUGUCCAGCACUGGCAACUUCAUGACCAUCCGAUUCAAAACAGACGAGUACGUCCAGGGGAAAGGAUUUAAUGCCAGUUGGCAUGAAGUCUCAGGAGGCUGUGGCGGCGUCUUCACGGCUCCGGCCGGUGAGCUCCACUCUCCCAACUUUCCCAGUCCGUACCCCCCGAAUGUCGACUGCUCCUGGGUGCUCAACGUGGACCGAGGCCAUCGAGUGCUCCUGACAUUCAAUGAAUUUGAAAUUGAAAACCAUAACGCCUGUAACUACGACUACCUCGCUGUGUACGACGGCCCUGAUGCCAACGCUCCUCUGCUGGGAAAGCUGUGUGGCUUGAACAUGCCAGCGGCCAUCACCGCCACGCAGAGCACAAUGUACAUCCGCUUCCGCUCCGACAGCAGCUUUAACCACAAGGGCUUCAGUGCUCAGUUCUCUGAAGCCUGCGGCUCGACUAUCGUCACCGACGACACUGGCGGAGUGAUUGCCUCACCGUUGUACCCGAGCAACUACCCGCACAACCAGAACUGCAGCUGGAUCCUCAUCGCCCAGGAGCCGUUUACUCACGUCACGUUGUCCUUCAGCGACUUCAGUUUGGAGAACUCAAAUGGCAACUGCACCACGGACUUUGUAGAAAUCCUGGAUGGAGACAACUAUUGGGCGCCGGUGAAAAGCCGCCAUUGUGGAACGGUGGUCCCUCACCCAGAAACCUCCUUCAGCAAUGCUCUGGUUGUGAACUUCUUCUCCAACGGAGUGGGCAGUGCCAGAGGGUUCAGAGCCACCUACGCUGCUUCUUUAUCAGCCUGUGGUGGGGUCCUGCACAUGGAAACGGGAGCCUUCAACAGCCCCAACUACCCUGACGCCUACCCUCCGAACACCGAGUGUGUGUGGAAUAUCAUCAGCUCACCUGGAAACCGCGUGCAGCUCUCCUUCACCAUGUUUCACCUCCAGGACAGCGUUGAUUGCUCCCAUGAUUACUUGGAGAUCCGAGAAGGAAACGCGACCGGCCUGCUGGUGGCCCGCUUCUGUGGGAGCUCCCUGCCCGCCAACUACACCUCCAUGAUAGGCCACGUACUGUGGGUGAAGUUCGUGUCGGACGCCUCGGUCAGCGGCGAGGGCUUCAGGGCCACGUUUGCACACUUGUUUGGCAAUGAAAUUUCAGGAUCGUCCGGACAGAUUGCCUCGCCACUUUGGCCACGGCCAUAUCCGAUGAAUGCCAACUACCGCUGGACUAUCACCGUGGCUGCCGGGUCCUUCAUUCGGGCUCAGAUCGUCCAGAUGGACAUUGAGGACUACUAUGACUGUUACGUUGACAAACUCAAGUUCUUUGAUGGGCCCGAUGUCCACUCGUACCCACUGGGCACUUUUUGUGGCAUCUCUCCUCCUCCUCCAAUUCAAAGCUCCGAAAACGUCAUGACCCUGCAGUUCCUGUCAGAUGACAUCAUCAGCGGAAAAGGCUUCUUCAUCGAAUGGACUGCAAUCGAAGAGUCCGGACCGGUGCCCACCGUCCCACCAGGAGCUUGUGAAGGUGUCAUCAUCGUCGGCGACUCCCCCGGCUUCCUCUUCUCACCUGGCUGGCCAGCGAACUACCAGAACAACCUGCACUGCAUGUGGCUGAUCAGAGCGCCGGACUCCACCGUGGAGUUCAAUGUCCUAGCUGUCGAUAUCGAGGCCCAUAGCACCUGUUAUUACGACAGCCUCAUCAUCAGAGAUGGGAAGAACAUGUUGUCACCGAUCUUGGCCACUGUGUGCGGUCGAGAGCUCCCUGGACCAGUCCGAUCUUCUGGGGACAGCAUGUACAUAGAAUUUAUCUCAGACGGCUCCGUCACCAGAGGAGGCUUCAAUGCUUCGUACCACAAGAGUUGUGGAGGGCUUUUCCACGCCAACCGAGGUGUCAUCAUGUCUCCAAAUUAUCCGCAGUCAUAUACCCCAAACCUGGUCUGCACAUACCACGUGAUGGUGACCAGUGGGUUUACGGUGGCUGUGCACUUUGAUGCGCCAUUCCAGGUCAUCGGUUCUGGCAGCACGUGUACAAGUGGGGACUACAUUGAGUUGAGAAAUGGACCUGAUGCUUCAUCGCCACCCCUUGGCACCAACACUGGAAAUGGGCGCUACUGUGGUUCAGCGCCACCUGCUACCAUGCACACCUCUGACAACCAGCUGUUUAUUCGGUUCCAGUCCGAUUCGAGUGCCGAAGGAAACGGAUUUAAACUGACGUAUGAGGCUCUGAGUUACGCUUGUGGAGGAAGGAUUUACCUGGCUGACUCCGAUCCCCCCGGAUACGUCACGUCUCCCAACUACCCUGACAACUACCCUCAAAACAUUGACUGUGUCUGGGUGGUGACCGUCCCCAAUGGAGAGGCUGUCCAACUCGAUUUCGAAGGUGACUUCUUCAUUGAGCCUUCAAGCAGCUGUCUAUAUGAUUACCUGGAACUUCGUGAUGGAGCCACCUCUGACGCCACUUUGAUCGCCAGGCUUUGUGGCCAAGAACGUCCAAGCACACAUAAAUCCACAGGGACCACCAUGUACCUCCGAUUCCGCACCGACAACAGUUUUGCACACAAGGGCUUCAAAGUCAAGUAUUCAAUCGCGACUUGUGGAGGAAGAUAUUUUGGACAGAGUGGUGUGCUGCACAGCCCUGGAUUUCCAGAUGCCAAUUACCCUGACAAUUCUGAGUGCGAGUGGUACCUUCAGGGACCCACCGGUCACUAUCUGACCAUCAGCUUCACGUCAUUCCACCUGCAGGAUUCAGAGGACUGCACCUCAGACUAUGUGGAAAUCAGGGAGUACAAUGCCAGCGGACGGCUACUAGCGAAGCCCUGCGGGGCCAGCAUCCCGUCUCCAGUGGACACCGCGGACAGCUUUGCCUACGUGAAGUUUCUGAGCGACGCGUCUCAGAACGCAGCCGGAUUCAGCCUGAGGUUUGAUGCCAGUGUUGAAGAGUGUGGCGGUGACCUGAACGCAGCUUCCGGAACGAUCAGCUCUCCCAAUUAUCCCAACCUUUACCCACAUUACCGUUUUUGCACCUGGAGGAUCACGGUCCCCGUAGGACGAAGAGUCACCCUCACGAUCAUCGACCUCCGCCUGGAGCAACACGUCGGCUGCAAUUUAGAUAGCGUGGCGGUGUACAACGGCCUGCUGGGUAACUCACCGCAGUUAGCCAAGUUCUGCGGCGUCGUAAACCCCGGCACUCAGGUGAAGUCUUCCGCAAACACGAUGAUGGUGAUAUUUGUCACUGAUGGAUCAGUGUCCUCGGGGGGAUUCACCGCUGACUACAGCUCAGAGGAGGAUGCAGUCUGCGGAGGCCUCCUGGACAACCCCAAUGGAGGGAACUUCACUUCUCCGGGUUACGACGGUGUGAGCAACUACACAGACCUCCAGAGCUGCGAGUGGACCAUCGAGAACCCAAGCCCCAUCAACUCGUCCAUUUACAUCAAGUUUGACGACUUCCAUCUGGAGCAUCACCAGACCUGCAUCUAUGACUACAUCGAGUUUCGGCUAGAUAAUUCAGACGGGGAGUUCCUCGCAAGGUUCUGUGGAGAACACGCUCCCGACAUACCUCUGGUGACCUAUGCGUCUCACAUCUGGGUGCUGUUCCACAGCGAUGAGCUGGUCAACGACAUUGGAUUUUUAGCCAAAUACACAUUUACAGAUUGUGGAGGCCUGCAGACUGGUGAGAGUGGAGUGGUGGCGAGUCCCGGUUACCCCGAGCAGUACAGUAACGUCCAUCGCUGUGCUUGGCUGCUGGAGGCACCAGAAGGUCACACCAUCAAACUUUCUUUUACGUACUUUGAUGUCGAAAGCCACGCAGAGUGCAACUUCGACUCUGUGACGAUAAUGAAUGGAGCCUCCACCAGCUCACCUGUGCUUGGCCGAUACUGUGGCACAAACUCGCCUGGCACCGUCCACUCCGGCUCCAAUAAACUGCUUGUGGUCUUCAUCUCUGACCACUCUGUCGUAAAGGGGGGAUUUUAUGCAACCUGGAGCACCGACUCCACAGGAUGUGGUGGGACCCUUCACACUGACAGUGGCACCUUCAAGUCUCCAGGACACCCCGGGCAGUUCCCCACAAAUUCAGAGUGCAUGUGGACCAUCGUCGCACAUGAAAGCAGCCACUUAGAAGUCGACUUUGACAGUAACUUUGAGAUUCCUGACAGCAGCGGCCAGUGCCAGAGCAGCUUCAUCAAGGUGUGGGCUGGCAACAGAGAAGUAGAUGAACACCUUUUGUCUGUGGGCUGUGGUGCCCACGCUCCGGAGCCAGUUGUCGCCCCGGCCAACGUGAUAACUGCACGCUUCCAGACAGUAGGGACCCCAGGAAUUGGAUUCUCGGCUUCAUUCUCAACACGCUGCGGUGCAAACUUCACAAACCCCAUUGGCCGCUUGGUGUCUCCCAAUUAUCCUCAAAACUACCCGGCCAGUAUGGACUGCCUGUACCUCAUUGAUGCGGGCGAACAGAAGACCGUCAUCCUGCAGUUCGAGACGUUCCAGAUUGAACAACACUCCACCUGCAACUAUGAUGGCCUGAAGAUCUACAGGGGCACUGUGGUCACAGGCUUUCCGAUGGUGACUCUGUGCGGGACGCAGAUUCCUGGACCGGUGACCACGCAUGGUCCCAUGCUACUUAACUUCUACUCGGACUCCAUGGUGUCAGACAAAGGCUUCCUGGCAAAAUACCAAGUGAUUCCCUGUGGCGGCACAUUCAACCAGUCGUCCGGCACCAUCAGCAGUCCAACGCACUCCAUCUCCAACUACCAUAGUGACAUGAACUGCACCUACCACCUGGUGGUGGCCUACGGCAGGGUCAUUGAGCUCAAGUUUAAUUCGUUUGACCUGGAGGUCUCCUCCAACUGUGCCCUUGAUUACGUGGCUGUCUAUGAUGGAGUGGACACCUUUGCCCCCUUGCUUGGUAAAUUCUGUGGCCGGGUCACCCCACCAGUCAUAAAAAGCUCCUCGAAUAACCUCUUCUUAGUGUUCAAGACAGACACCUCCAUCACGGCGGGCGGCUGGAGGGCCACCUUCCGUGAGACUUUAGGACCACAGCAAGGCUGCGGUGGCUUCCUCAACGCAUCCACGGGCUCCUUCAGCUCGCCUGACAUCAACUCUGACGGCAAAUAUGAAACAAACCUCGACUGCCUGUGGUCCAUAAUGGUGCAGCCCAACAAAGUGGUCAACCUCACCUUCACGCAGUUCGAUCUGGAGGGAACCUCUGGAGUGAUCUGCCGAUACGACUACCUCAAGAUCUACGAUGGCGACAGUGAACAAUUCCCGCUAGUGGGCACCUUCUGUGGUUCAGAUGUACCAGCGACCUUUGUCUCCAGCAGCAACUUCCUGACGGCGCGCUUCAUCUCAGACGGCUCCAUAGUCAAGAGCGGCUUCAUUGCCACAUACGCUGCCAUCGAUGCACAAUGUGGUGGGGUGUUUUAUGCCAACAGCUCCCCACAGACCAUCUCAUCGCCCGACUAUCCCGGGGCGUACCCCGACUCUCUGCUCUGCCGCUGGGUCAUCGACGCCGCAUAUCAAGAGAACGUCAAGCUGGUCAUCCAGUACUUCCAUCUGCAGCCCAGUCAGGACUGUGCCCAGGAUUACUUGGAGUUUAAAGACUGGCCAGUGGGUGACUAUGGCCAGGUCCACAGAUUCUGCGGAGUGGACACUAGGAUUCCCGACUUCUACUCGUACGGGCGGACGCUUCAAAUGACGUUUCAAUCUGAUGAGUACCAGCCUGGCAACGGCUUCAGCCUGACCUACCAGAUAGCAGGUUGCAGUCGGGAGUACAACCAAACAUUUGGCCUCCUGAAGAGCCCCGGCUGGCCUAACGUCUACCCUCAUAACAUCGAGUGCACCAUCGUCCUGCGAGCGCCCCUCAACAGCUCCAUCUCGCUCUUCUUUGACGCCUUUGACUUGGAGUCUCACACGUCAUGCAGCUACGACUAUCUGGAGAUCAGAAAUGGCAGCGACGCCUCUGCCCCUCUGCUUGGAAAGUACUGUGGCAGCACCCUGCCUAAUCCUGUCUUCCCUGGGAGCAACCUGCUUUAUCUCUAUUUUAAGAGUGACUUUUCAAUGGCACGCAAUGGCUUUGAAAUAACAUGGACUUCCUCGCCCAAUGGGUGUGGAGGAACCCUCUACGGAGAUCAAGGUUCCUUCACCAGUCCAAACUACCCUGCCUCAUAUGCCAAUGGCUCAGACUGUGAGUGGACCAUCGUGGCACCAGUUGGACGUGUGGUCAGAGUCACCUUUGCCUUUGUAAGCAUCGAUGACCCAGGCGACUGUGUGAGCAACUACCUGAAGCUGUUCGACGGACCCAACGAGAGCAGCAGCUACGUGGGCCCAUAUUGUGGACUGGAAACCAACAUCGCUCCUUUCACUUCAUCAUCGUUCCAAGUGUUGGUCAAGUUCCACGCUGAAUUGGUGGUGAAUCCAUCAGGGUUUAGACUGACGUGGAGCAGCUGAGGAGGCCCACGAAACAAGAAUUUAAAAUGCCUGAGCAGCGGCUGACGUGCCGGGCAUUUGGUUUGAGUCUGCGCUGAUCUUUUAGCCUUUGAGAUUUGUGUCUUCUGUGCAAUCUGUUGUAUAGAUUUUGAAUACUUCAUAUUCAUUGAUGUUUAAAAUGGCAAAACAAACUUGUGAGAUCACUUAUUUUCUUAUUAAAUUAACUGAACUUGAUGUUCUUUUCAUUUUCUUU